Molecule: messenger RNA, 6922 nt
Organism: Myodes glareolus (Bank vole)
Lineage: Eukaryota; Metazoa; Chordata; Mammalia; Rodentia; Cricetidae
Source: RefSeq, a predicted model, not a curated record
UAUGUAGUAAGUAAUUUCACAUAAUACUUGAACACAGUUUAAUUUACUAAAUAACAAAUCAUGAAUUAAAAUUAUCUGAAUUGAUUUGACAUUUGUUCUGCUGGUUUUCUCUGAGCUUCCUGAAUCUGGUUUGGUGUCUCAUUAGUGUUAACUGUGUUCUUAUUUCAUUGUGUGAGUCUGGGGGAUUGAACUUCAGUCUUGGUGACAAGCACCUUCUCCUUCUGAGCUUGUCUUAUGCUCAGGACUGUGCUUUUGAUCUGUGGAAUUUGUUUUUGACUCUUCGUUAGGACUUUGAUUAAUUUACUUGCAUUACUUAGCUGUUAUGUGUCGUCUCCUCCCCCCUCGAUUUAAAGCCUAUUGGUUAUUAAUUUCAGUUGUUUUGAAUUCCUUAUCUGGUGAUCCCAUCUUUUAAAACCAUGUUUUUCCUCUUAGAGUGCCUUGUAAGCUUUUUAAUUUAAAGCUGGAUAUGAUGUGCUGUGUAAAAUGAACUCUAAUAAAAUGUUUAAUAAGAUGUCAGACAUUUAAUAAAAUGAUACCGCACGGUCUGGUGGUUAGGUCUGUCUUGUAGUGUUCUGUGACUUGGGGAUUCAGGACAGGGAGAGGGUUGGGUCUUCCCUUUCUCCAAGCUGGAAAGGGGGAGUAGACUGGAGCUCGGUGAUCUUUAGUUUACAGUUAACUUCACUGGACCAAAAACGAAAGCUAGGUGACUUCUCAGCAGUAAUAUUCCUGCUAACCUUUGCCUGUUCUUAUUUGACCUAUUAUGCACUUUUAAAUACUUGGUUGUCUUGAUUGUACUCACCCUACAUUUAUUGUUUCAUUCUCCUUUGGGAGCUAAUCCUCUCCUCUAUUGUAAACUUUAUGAGGGUAGAAUUUUUAUUUGUCAUGCUCACUGCAUCUUUCUAGUAUUUAAGAUAGUGUCAGACAUGUUUACCUAUGAAAGUUUAAAUGAAUUGUUGUUUUUCAGAUUGAGUACAUAGUAGGUGGAGAUGAAGGUUCUAGCUUCUUUCUACCCAAUGCAGAUUUAUGGCUCAGGGAUUAUUUUCUUGUUUUCUGCCUUUAAGAAAGCAAACUGAUUUAUUUCCAUAACUUUGCAUUUUAAUUUUAUUUUUUAAAACUAGUUUUCUAGCUGUAGUUUGUAAGUAUUCAAUAUGAAAAAGAUGUGUAGUGUGGCUGGUUGUUAUAUUCUCAAUAAAAACAGAUUGCUUGAUUUGUAGCCCAGUUUCUUACUGCCUUUCUAGAGUUGACUUCCAAAGCACAGGAUAAGCAUUUGAGUUCUAUGAAAUAAUUGCAAUUAUAUUGAACUAUAAAAUAUUAUCUUUAGGUGAAUUUACAGAAUUAUUCACUAUUGUGUGCUUUUAAAAUUAACAUUUUUAUGUUUUUCCUUAAUCCAAUUAUCUAUUUUGUGUGUUGAUGAAGUAUAUUCAACUAAGAAUAAAUUAACUGAAACCCGCAUAAUGAUGGGGUCAUCAUUCAGAAUUAGCAUGAGUGACUUCAAACUCAGUGAUUUUUAGUAAUAUGCACAUUUAAGUUUUUCACUGUCAAACCUAUACGUUUUGACUAUUAUGUCUCAAAGGCACCUAAACUACUGUUUCAAAUACUAAUUUUUCGAUUGGGUCUGGUGAUACAUACUUUUAAUCCUAGAACUUAGAUGGCAGAAGUAGGCAUCUCUCUCUCUGUAAGCUUGAUCUACUUACAGAGUUCCAGGCCAGCCAGAACCACAUAGGGAGACUGUAUCUGAAAAACCAAAAAUAAACCCAAAUCAAAAGAUUGUUGUAUUCGUACUUGCUUAAUUUCUGGAAAAUUCAUUUCACCAAAUUGAUAAUUUUUCUUAGAUGGUGUCAUAUCUUAAAAAAAUCUCUAAGUAAUAAAAUGUUUCAAAAUUUUUCUUCCUCUUUUCCCUCCUAAAUGUUGUAAGGGUUUUAGCUUUUACAUGUAGGCCUGUGACUCAUUUUGAUGGAUCCCACCAUUUUUAUAUAGUAUGAGAUAUGUGUUAAGAUUCACUUUUAUCUCUACACCGAAUUGCUCCACUCCCCAAAUAGUGUGCGUGUAGCAGCAUAUUUCUGGUCUCUUUUCUUUCCAUUUUUCUCUAUCUCAUUCUUGGCUAGUAACAGCAUUAUCCUUAUCCCAACGUCAGGAUGUAGCGUGAGUCCUUCAAGUUCUUAUUCAGAAUUAUUUUGGCUAUUUUGCAUCUUCUGCCUGUAAGUCACUUGAGUUAGCCUGUCGGUGUCGACAGAAAGCCUUAGGGGCUGUGCUUGUGAUUGUUUGCUCUCACAAGUAAGGUUGAGUGGAGCAAGAUGGCACCAACAUUAAGCAGUUUCUCCCCAUGAGUGCAGUAUAUUGUUGCAUUUAUGUAAUGAUAGUAUCAUCAUAACAAUAUCAUCUGGAUAUUCUUUGUGAUUUAUAUUUUCAGUGUAUGGAACAUGCACAUUUUGUCCAGUUUGUUUUACUGUUACUGGAAGUGGAGCCCGAGCCUGUGUAUAUCAGUCUUUACCGUGGAGCUAAUCUUGGCUUCCAGUAAUUAUCCCUAGGAUUCGCCAUGACCCCAGCUCUGAAGGAGGCAACAACAAAGGGUAUCUGCUUUUCAUCUCUGCCAAGUGCCAUGGAAUCUGACAAGAUGCUGUGCAUGGAAAGCCCGAGAACUGCGGAUGAAAAGCUCACGGGAGGAGACGCUUUCUCUCAGAUGCUGGGAUUUCCGGCUCCUGAACCUAGUCUAAAUACUAAUUUUGUCAAUUUAAAACAUUUUGCCUCUCCUCAGGCUUCAAAACAUUUUCAGACAGUUCUCUUAAUGAGUUCUAAUUCAACACUAAAUAAGUAUAAUGAGAAUUAUAGCCAAAAGAAAGUAAUGGAGGCCAACUGCUGUAAGCUGAAAAACGUACUGUGUAAUGGCAGCAGCAUUCAGCUCAGUAAGCUCUGCCACUCUCAUUCUGAGAAUGAGUUCAUCAAAAAGGAACUCUCGGAUGGCACAAGCCAUUGCAUGAAAGAUAUACAGAUCGUUCUGGAUUCCAGUCUCACCAAAGACGCUAAUGUAGAUAAAAUACAUCUGCAAAACUGUAAAUGGUACCAAAAGAAUGUACUUUUGGAUAAAUUCACUGACACUAAGAUUAAAAAAGGCUUAUUGCAAUGUACUCAAAAGAAAAUUGGACCUAAUCACUCAGAAAUGCCUAUUAGUUCCUCAGCUGCUGAAAAAGAGGAGGAGGUGAAUGCUCGUUUGCUUCAUUGUGUGAGUAAACAGAAAAUCUUACUCAGCCAGGCUAGACGAACUCAGAAGCACUUGCAGAUGCUCCUGGCAAAGCAUGUUGUGAAGCACUAUGGUCAACAGAUGAAAUUUUCCAUGAAGCACCCACUGCCCUCAAUGAAGAUCUUCCAUGAACCCACCACAGUUUUGGGUAAUAGUUUACUUGAACACACUGAAAUUAAGCCAGAAGUCGACAUAUUGGCUUCGGAGAAUAAGUUUUUGAAUGUUACAAACAAUGGCUUUGCUCAUUGUACAGCUGCAGAAAUCCAAAGAUUUGCCCUGUCUGCUACAGGGCUGUUGUCUCAUGUUGAAGAGGGUCUGGAUUCUGAUGCCACCGAUAGCAGCUCAGAUGACGAGUUGGAUGAAUAUACCAUUAGAAAAAAUGUGGCAGUUAACGCUAGUACUGAAUGGAAGUGGCUUGUAGACAGAGCACAAGUUGGCAGCCGAUGGACUUGGCUUCAAGCUCAGAUUUCAGAGCUAGAAUACAAAAUCCAGCAACUAACAGAUAUUCACAGGCAUAUUCGUGCCUCCAAGGGGAUAGUGAUCUUAGAAGAAUGUCAGCUGCCAAAAGACAUUUUGAAAAAACAGAUACAAUUUUCAAAUCAAGCAGCUUCAUUAAACACUUCAGUGAAUUCUCAGAUUCCCCAAAGGAGCGAAGAGACCUUGCCAGAGCACGACUUUGAGAUGUCACCCAGCAGCCCUACACUACUUCUUCGAAACAUAGAAAAACAGAGUGCACAGCUGACUGAGAUCAUUAACAGUUUGAUUGCUCCUCUCAACUUGUCUCCAACUUCCUCACCCCUCUCUUCCAAAUCCUGCAGCCACAAAUGUCUAGCUAACGGCAUUUCAAGGAGUGCUUCAGAGAAUUUAGAUGAGCUCUCUUCCUCCAGUAGCUGGUUACUUAAUCAGAAGCACAGUAAGAAAAGGCGAAAAGACAGGACAAGACUGAAAUCUCCAUCCUUGGCUAUCAUGAGUACAGCUGCCCGAACAAGACCCCUUCAGAGUUUCCAUAAAAGAAAACUCUACAGAUUGAGCCCCACUUUUUACUGGACUCCUCAGACUUUACCUUCAAAAGAAGCAUUUUUAAAUGCAACACAGAUGCCUUACAUGGAAUCGCCUUUACAUUCGGACAACUGGGAACAGAGUUCCAAGUCUGAGCUGUUAAGAGAACAUGUUACAAAACUAGAUUCCUCUUUUCAUCCUGUGCUGUCACUGCCAUCAGACAUUCCCCUUCAUUUUCAUUUUGAGACCUUAUUUAAGAAGACCAAUGUAAAAGGAGAGCUUGCUGAAAAUCCAUUUGUAGGUGACUGUAUCAUAGCGCCACCAUCUGUACAAGGGACUUCUCUGACUCAGUGGAGAAAUGGAUAUUCCCCUAUGUGUAAGCCUCAGAUAAGGUCACAGUCAUCUGCACAACUGUUCCAGGGAAGAAAAAAGAGACACUUGAGUGAAACAGCAGUAGCAGGAGAAAGAACUAGAUUUGAAGAAUUUACUUUUCAACGUACAGAACCAGGAUCCCAUUGCGAUUUUACUGCAGCCUCUAAUACCAAUGUUACAUCAAGAACUCAGAAUUCAUCCUCACAAAAUACUCGACGGAGGUUAAGAAGUGAGAGCUCUUACGAUAUAGAUAACAUUGUGAUUCCCAUGUCGUUAGUAGCACCAGCUAAGUUAGAGAAACUCCAGUAUAAAGAAAUACUUACUCCACGCUGGAGGAUGGUUGUUCUUCAGCCUCUUGAUGAACAUAACUUAAGCAAAGAAGAGAUAGAAGAUCUUUCUGAUGAAGUCUUCUCCCUAAGACACAAAAAAUAUGAAGAGAGAGAGCAAGCUAGGUGGUCACUGUGGGAGCAGAGCAAGUGGCAUAGAAGAAAUAACAGAGCUUACAGUAAAAACUUGGAAGGGCAGGACUUGGUUCUGAAGGAAAACCCCAGUGAACUUAGCAGUGCUCAGCAGUGUGCUGCCGAGAGCCCCCGUGAGCUCCCAGCAGAGAACCCCAGUCUGUGUGCUCAGGACUCACUUUCUUUAAAUGAUAGUCAAGAAAUCAAGUCUCUGUGGUGGGAGCGACGAGCCUUCCCGCUGAAGGAUGAGGAUGCAGCAGCCUUAUUGUGCCAAGAUGAGAGAAAGAAUGAGACUGAGGUGGUGAGCACAGCCGUCUGCGACGACGUCUUCUGUAGCACUACACCAGAGAAUGGCCACCCUCCAAGAAUGCAGUUAGAUGGGAUGGAAGAGUAUAAAACCUUUGGUAUAGGAGUUACUAAUGUUAAAAGAAAUAGGUGACAGAGAAUAUAUUAAGAAAACUAUGUAACUGAAAGGAAAAGAGGGAAAAAAACCUAAACCCUCUUGUGGAUCUUCCACUUCCUCUAGUCACGAUUCCAGAAAAGGAGGAUGUGUUGCAUGUAUCCAUCUUCCACUGUUCAUGAACCAGGCCAGAGAAGUUUCUUUCUCCUUCUUGAAUCACAGAAGUAGAUAGCUUUUCACCUACACAGAUGCUAGUAACUUGUGUUUGUCAAUAAUACAGAUCACAAGCACUAAGCUAUUAAUUGCUGCAAUUUGAUGACAAAUCAUACUACGGGGUAAGAGUCCCGGCUUGACAACACAGUUGAUUUGCAUCAAAUGACAACUAUUCUUUGCUUCUACUCUCAUGGCAGUUCACUAAAAUUGCCUCAGUAAUAUAUGAGAAUAUACUAGUGUGUAUACAGAACACACACACACACAUAUACAUACACACACACACAGUCUGGAAACUGCAUGUAUCAACUACUCUAUGCAGUGUAAGUUACCAUGAAUAUUGAGCACAGGUGUUGUGGACUGAAACAGACAUCUGAAAGCUUGGACUACGGAGGGGGAGUUGUUUUUUCUUUUAUUCUAAAAGUUGUUUAACCAAUAUAAGUUAUUUAUAUAAAUUCUUAUAUCAGAUAAUUCAAUAUUCAUUUAUUUGAAAUCAUUGUUUUCUCUUGAACUAACCACAGACUUUCUGCUUACUCCUAACAGAAUUAAGAGAAACAACUUAAGAGUUUAAUAUAUUGAUACAUUUUAAAACUAUUGUCUUUGAAAAUUCAUCCUGUUUUAUUUGCUUUAUGUGCCUCUUCAAGACAGCAAUUUAAAAUGCAAAACAGCAUACAAAUCAUAAUAUGGUUGUAACUCUAGCUCAUGUACAGCUAGAAGCUUUAAAUUUGGUUUCUCUUUGCAAUAGCUUACUCAAAUAUCUACUCUUAAUAGGCUCCUAGAUCAAGAAUUCAAGUUUUUCAAAGACUAAGACUUUAAUAUAGAAUACUGAGGAGUGUACAUUAAAGAAAAUUCUUUCCAGAGAUAUAAUAAUACCAUUUUUUCUAGAUGAAAGUUAAGGACAAUUUGUAUCCACCACUUUUUGUUAUACAAAGAAAAGUGAUUCAAUUUGUAGUUACCAUAGUACUGAAAAUCUGGCCACUGGGGUUAGUGUCUGUGGGAUUAGAUACUGAAGAUUUUGUUGAGGAUCAGAAAUUAAACUGGUCUCUGCAAAAAGGGAGUAGGGGAACCAUUCAAAUUCAAUACUUACAAACUUUUGCUUAUAGUUUUACUGUACAUUUAUUUUUAAAGAAAAAGAUAACAAAAGCCAGAAAAAUACAAGUUGUCCCAGCAAAAAAAAUUUCAAAUCUUUGUCAUGACUGAUAUUAUAAUCUUCUACAUAGUUUUUUAAUUAAAGUUAUUUCUAUA